GCACACGGUGCUGUGCGUAGUGUUUACUUUUGUCGAAACUCAGUCCGAAUUCGUUAACAGCCGCUAACGGUUUGCUCUUGCUCUGCUCCACGAUCUAACACCACCACCACCACCCAUCACCCACCGAUCCUUGAACACAGCACACACACACACACACACACAACUGAAAUCCUCGCCAACAUGUCCAAAGUGUCGCAAAGCGCUGGCAAUGCUAGCGGUAACGGUACCACAACCAACAGCAGCGACAUCUACAACAUUGUGCUGCUAGUGGUGGACAUUGUGAUGCUGUUGGUCAAAUUCUGGCUGUCGAUAAUCGAAUCGAUAAUCGGCCUCUUCCAGACGAAGCCGCUGGAGAAUGUGAACGGUAAAUUUGUGCUGAUCACCGGCGCAGGGCAUGGCAUGGGCAAGCAAAUGGCAUUGCAGUACGCGGCCUUGGGGGCCACCGUCAUCUGCUGGGACGUGAACGAGCAGACCAACAAUCAGACGGUGAAGGAUAUCAAGCAGAAGGGCGGCAAGGCCUUUGGCUAUGUGUGCAAUGUGACAAAGCGCGAGGAGCUGAUUGAGUUGGCCCAGAAGGUGCGCAAGGAGCAUGGCUUCAUCCAUGUGGUGGUUAACAAUGCCGGCAUUAUGCCCUGCCAUCCAAUUUUGGAGCACACCGAGAACGAGAUUCGUCUCAUGUACGACAUCAAUGUGAUCUCACAUUUCUGGAUGAUUCAAUCCUUCCUGCCCGACAUGAUCGAGCGCAACGAAGGCAGCAUUGUGGCGCUUUCCUCCUGUGCCGGACUCUUUGGUCUCAUCAAUCUGGUGCCCUACUGCGGCACCAAGUUCGCCGUACGCGGCUACAUGGCCGCCCUCAGCGAGGAGCUGCGCCAAAAGAAUCCACAGAAUAACGUAAAACUGACCACCAUCUAUCCGUACAUGAUCGACACGGGUCUGUGCAAGAAUCCCCGCUACCGUUUCCCCAACCUGUUCAAGUUGAUUGCGCCCGAUGUGGCGGCCGCUUCCAUUAUUCAGGCACAGCGCGAGGGUCUCGAGGAGGCAGCCGUGCCACGCAGCUAUCUGACGCUGGAGAAGAUCGGACGUCUUGUGCCCCGCAAGGCAAUGCGACUGGUCAACGAUUUCAUUGACACGGGCGUCGACACGGACAAGUACUAGAACAGGACGAGAAGCAGCGAGCAGCAGCAGCAGCAGCACCACCUCCUACUACCACUACUACUCCUCUGCCGUACACUCUGCAUUAGGUCCUAGAGCUUUAUUAAUUUUUUUUUUUAAUUUUUGUCUAUAAUUAAUUUCCCCUAACUGCUUUGUGUGCGUAUAUUAAUUGUAGCCUCAUUUCUUUGGAGAAAUGUGAAUUCAGAAAGGUUGUUACUUAAAUGCUUAAAUGCUAAUUGUGUGGGGUCGUAAUAAAAGUCGCCAUAAAAAUGA
Messenger RNA from Drosophila obscura, 1425 nucleotides. RefSeq names its product epidermal retinol dehydrogenase 2 (gene Ldsdh1). Gene Ontology annotation, cellular component: lipid droplet. The coding region runs from base 181 to 1155 and encodes 324 amino acids. NCBI's taxonomy places the organism in Eukaryota, Metazoa, Arthropoda, Insecta, Diptera, Drosophilidae. Gene Ontology annotation, molecular function: oxidoreductase activity, acting on the CH-OH group of donors, NAD or NADP as acceptor. The record is from RefSeq and is a predicted model, not a curated record. The transcript has 4 exons.